Molecule: messenger RNA, 1098 nt
Organism: Capronia coronata CBS 617.96
Lineage: Eukaryota; Fungi; Ascomycota; Eurotiomycetes; Chaetothyriales; Herpotrichiellaceae
Exons: 1
Coding region: 1-1098 (365 amino acids)
Molecular function (GO): tRNA (cytidine-N3)-methyltransferase activity
Source: RefSeq, a predicted model, not a curated record
AUGUCCAAAUUGGCACCCGACAGAGGCUCUACAGACACUGCGAGUGCUCCGGGUCUUCACGCGCGGUUAGAUGCACUCUCGAUGCAAGAAAACACCGUUACUGGGCGUGCCUCCCCUACCACGAUCGAUUCUUCCCACCCAAAAGACUCACUCCCUGCUCACCUUUCUCACGACCCGGCCACAAAUGCAAAACAAACGAAUCCAUUCCAGUUCGGGCAGCGAUAUCUCUCGGAAUCGGACGACGUCUUCGAGUACAACGCUUGGGAUCAUGUAGUCCCUGACGAGAGUCACUGGGAAUACUGCGAGUCACAGUAUGCCGCACAGCGUGCCGCCCCCGUUUCAGAGUUCGACCAGUCGCGGUUUAAUCAACACCCAGAAAAAUGGUGGGACCUAUUCUACAAACAAAAGACAAGCACGUUCUUCAAAGAUAGAAAGUGGUUGUUCCAGGAAUUCCCGGUUCUCAAAGCAGUUACGAGCAAGGAUGCAGGCAAAAAGACGGUCUUAGAAGUCGGGGCAGGGGCAGGAAACACCGCAUUCCCGAUAUUGAGGAUGAACGAGAAUCCUGAUCUAAAGCUGUUUGCGGUGGACUUCAGCAAGAAGGCUGUUGAGACGAUGAGAGACGCCGAGGAGUAUGCGGCCUCCAACGGAGUUAUGCAGGCUGAUGUCUGGGAUGCUGCUGGCGAGGAUUUGCCUGUGGGCAUCGAAGAGGAGAGUGUUGAUCUUGUGAUCAUGAUAUUCAUCUUUUCGGCCCUUCACCCGACACAAUGGCAGCAGGCGGUGGCCAACAUCCAGCGCAUUUUGAAGCCUGGUGGGGAGGUACUGUUUCGAGACUACGGUAGAGGGGACCUUGCGCAGGUGCGGUUCAAGGCCGGUAGAUGGAUGCAAGACAAUUUCUAUGUCCGAGGUGAUGGCACCAGGGUGUAUUUCUUUGAGAAAGAAGAGCUCGAAUCGAUUUGGGGUGAUGGGUUCGAAGUGGAGGACCUGGACGUGGACCGGCGAUUGAUCGUCAAUCGACAACGCAGGAUCAAGAUGUACAGAUGUUGGAUACAGGGUCGCUUCCGCAAGCGGUAUCCAGAUAGUAAAGUAGUAGGUAGUUAA